Molecule: messenger RNA, 2328 nt
Organism: Aquila chrysaetos chrysaetos
Lineage: Eukaryota; Metazoa; Chordata; Aves; Accipitriformes; Accipitridae
Product: schwannomin-interacting protein 1
Exons: 12
Coding region: 223-1737 (504 amino acids)
Biological process (GO): positive regulation of hippo signaling
Cellular component (GO): plasma membrane; cell junction
Source: RefSeq, a predicted model, not a curated record
GGGAAAGCUUGGUAACUUCUGCGUGUGGUCACCUCAGCCAGAACUGUUGAAGAGUUUUCUCCUGGCAGGAAUGAUGACGUGCGUGUUCUGUUAUCCACUUGCACGAUGUAUUACGCCUGACCGUUCCAUUUCCCCUGCUAUUGAGUGGUAGAUGGUGGAUUAGUACUUCGAGCCUACGAGAGAGGCUGCAUGGGAACAUAAUGGGAUCUCGCAUCAUUUUUAAUGGAAGAACUCAAAAGGCUCCAACACACCUUGGAACAGGUCAAUGAUGGCAAAGACUUGCUUCAAAGCCACCAGCUUGCCAUGGAUGAAGAAAAUAAUAUCGAAAAAUAUCAUAUCAACUUACAGCCCUUGGAAUCAAAAGUGAAAAUUAUCCAGCGAGCAUGGCGUGAGUACCUGCAGCGCCAGGACCUCCCACACCACGAGCAGCUGGACAAGCGCAGUCCCUCCCCACCAUCCCUCUCCUCAGACAAGAUGAGCAGGUCCAUCAGCAUGAACACCUUUUCCGACAGCAGCACUCCGGACUCCCGGGAGGAUGGGAUGGAUUUAGGGAGCGACGCCGGCAGCAGCCGCUCCAGCUCGGAGUCCAACUCCAGCAAAGCCACGCCGUGCUCGGAGGGCAAGUCCUCGCCGUCCCCCAGCAGCCUGGACCUGGCGGCGCUGGAGGAUUCGGAGGAGGAGGAGGAGGAGGACGGGGGCUACCUGCCCUCCCCGCCGGCGCGCCGGGAGCCGCCGCGCUGCCCCGCCGGCGAUGCCCGCUGCCGCGCCGCGCCCGCCCGCCGGAGCGGCUCGCCCGCCGCCGCCGCCGCCCUCCGCCCGCGGCCGCACCAGCGUCCGCCGCCGCUGCCCCCGCAGGAGCGGCGGCGCGGCGGGGCGGCGGGACCGGGCGGGCGGCGGGCGCGGCGGGGCGGCGGAGCGCAACCCCCGCGGGAACCGCAACCGCCGGCCAUGGACUGGGCGGCCCUGGAGAGGCACCUGGCGGGGCUGCAGUGCCGGGAGCAGGAGCGCGGCCAGCGGGCCGACCCCGCCUCGGCCCAGAAGAAUGAGCGGGAGUCCAUCAGGCAGAAGUUGGCUCUGGGCAGUUUCUUCGACGAUGGCCCGGGACUUUACACCAGCUGCAGCAAGAGCGGCAAGCCGAGCCUCUCCUCCCGAUUACAAAGUGGGAUGAACCUGCAGAUUUGCUUCGUGAACGACAGCGGCAGCGACAAGGACAGCGAUGCUGAUGACAGCAAGACAGAAACCAGCCUGGACACGCCGUUGUCGCCCAUGAGCAAGCAGAGCUCGUCCUACUCCGACAGAGACACGACGGAGGAAGAGUCAGAGUCCCUCGACGACAUGGAUUUCCUCACCAGGCAAAAGAAACUCCAAGCUGAAGCCAAAAUGGCCUUGGCUAUGGCGAAGCCCAUGGCCAAAAUGCAGGUUGAGGUGGAAAAGCAGAACAGGAAGAAAUCGCCGGUAGCGGAUCUUCUGCCACAUAUGCCUCAUAUAAGUGAAUGCCUGAUGAAGAGAAGUUUAAAACCCACUGAUCUAAGAGACAUGACUAUCGGGCAGCUACAAGUGAUAGUCAAUGAUCUCCACUCACAGAUAGAAAGCUUGAACGAGGAGCUGGUGCAGCUGCUGCUCAUUCGGGACGAGCUGCACACGGAGCAGGACGCCAUGCUGGUGGACAUCGAGGACCUGACCAGACACGCCGAAAGUCAGCAGAAGCACAUGGCAGAGAAGAUGCCGGCAAAAUGAACCCCGGAGCGCCGGGAGCAGAGCUGGAGCGAGACUUCAUUUUGCUUCUGUGUGUGUCCAAGCGCUGAUGUCCACGGUGGCGCACGAGAAAACCAGUGUUAGUCAUUGACCAUGUCUGAAGCUUUAUGUCCGGUGAUUGGCCUCUGCUUCUUAAUUUAUUUUAAUUUUUUUACUCGUGCCACUAAAUAUCAGGCAUUUUAAUAAUAUUAUUACAAAAAAUGUACAGUACUUAUAACAUUAUAAAUCAUGGGUGAGAAGAGAGGGUAGUUUAACUUUAUUUUUGUUUGUUUAGAGAUUUUCAGUUGAACGAUAUUUUACCAUUGACUACUUUUUUAUUCUUCACUGUAGUUUUAAAAUAAAGAAACUGUACUUGACGGUGCUAUACAAGUCAAAAAAAUACAUGCCUGCCUCGUAGUGAAGUUGUAGCUUUCAGUAAUAUGUAUAUUUUAAUCAGUUUUCAACAUUUUGUGAAUGUUGACUACCUGACAUUCAUUUUUAGAUGUGCUAUUAACAUUCGGUUGGAUUCAGAGAGUUACCUUGAAAGUUUUAUGUAUAAAUAUGUAAAAUAAAAAUUUAAAAAAUUGUUUCAUA